Molecule: messenger RNA, 813 nt
Organism: Hansenula ciferrii
Lineage: Eukaryota; Fungi; Ascomycota; Saccharomycetes; Phaffomycetales; Wickerhamomycetaceae
Gene: DSC2
Product: Dsc2p
Exons: 1
Coding region: 1-813 (270 amino acids)
Molecular function (GO): serine-type endopeptidase activity
Source: RefSeq, a predicted model, not a curated record
AUGAGCUCGUCACUUCCCACAGGUUUCAAAGAUCUACCCGUCUCCAAGGGCUUAGCAAUAUCUACAAUCAUCAUACCCUUAGUUGCCUCCCUUUCCAAUAUGAAGUAUCUAUUUUAUUAUGCAUAUGAUCCAUUUUUGAUACAAUACAAGCAAUUCUGGAGAUUAUUCACAUUUCAAAUAGCAUUCUUAAAUGAAUCAGAAGUUUUACUAGGGAUUGUCUUAUUAUAUCAAUUUAGAUCAUUAGAACGAUUAUUUGGUUCACAUAAAUUCAUAUCAAUAAUUAUAGUUCUUUAUGGUUAUAUAAUUUUUAUAACUUCAAUAAUUGCAACUUUAAAUUUUUAUACUGGAUUAAAAUGGAUAAAUUUCAUGAGUUCAGGUCCAACAGGUAUAAUUUUAGGGAUUUUUUUCCAUUUUAAAGAAUUUAUACCAAUAAUGUAUAAAUUUGAAAUUUAUGGAAUCGGUAAUAAUAAAUUAAUCUUGAAUGAUCAUGCUUUUAUACAUUUGAUAAUUUUCCAAUUAAGUAUUUCACAAGGUUGGAAAAGUAUAGGCUCUGGCUUGCUAGGUUGGAUUAUUGGUGGAUUGGUAUGUAGAGGUGUUAUACCAGGUAAACAAUGGAAAUUACCAUUUUGGAAUUCAAUUCAAUUUAAAAGAUCAAAUCCAACUAAUUUAAGAAGUAAUUCACCACCUAUAGAUCCACAAAAUUUGGGUAAUACUGAACAAAAUAAUAGUGAUAAUAAUAAUAUUGAUGAUGAUGAUGCUACAGAAACAAGACCAUUAGCUUCCCAAUUUUUGGAUACAUUUAGAAGGUCAUAA